Molecule: messenger RNA, 3308 nt
Organism: Stylophora pistillata
Lineage: Eukaryota; Metazoa; Cnidaria; Anthozoa; Scleractinia; Pocilloporidae
Source: RefSeq, a predicted model, not a curated record
GUAUCCUCAUAGCCAGUUGUAUAUUCCUCGUGCGUGUGUGUAUUUUUAUGUUAGGAAUUAUAUUCAACGGUUCUGUUGAUGUUUAAGUAAUGGGAAAGAACACCAUUUUGGUCUCUAAGCUUGACUAACAUGCUUAGUGAUAAAUCGGAAUGUCUGAUGUCAAUAAUCGAAUGGAGAGCCAGACGCUAGCAAUGAAACGGAACAGAACAUCAUCAAGAAACCCUAAGAUGGAGCGCUCUCGAAGCGAAGAAGAUAUGUCAAGUAGUGAUGAGCCAGAUCCUAAGAGGCAAAAGAGGGAUAACCUUGGCUCAACAACACGCAAGAGAGAAUCAAACUUGAAAAAUGUUUUGGUGUUGACGAGCCAUGAUGUGCGCAAAAAAGACGGUAAAGUCUAUAUGCCGAACACCAUAGAGAUGGCUCAACUGAAGAAGCCCGAACGAGGGCAAUUUAAAACGAAGAUUAAGUUUCCUAAGACUAUGACAGGAAAGGAUGUGGAGGAAGAGCUCCGUCGCCAAUUCCUGGUUUUGAAAAAAGAUGGAAGAUUUUACUGUGGAACACUUGUGGAGAAUAGAACAAGAAUGGAGUUCCAUGACAACCCUCCAACAGUAUGGGAUGGAACCAAGAUUAACAGGCGUAUAAGGGGGAAUUCUGCCCUUUAUGUAUAUUUUGAGGAAACUCCUGAAUUAGUCUUUGAAAGACCAGAGGCUCAAACAGUUGACAGUCUUAAACAACAACUGCAGACACCCAUGCAUGAACAAAUGGGUUCACCUCCAUCUUAUUAUUCAGAGAAGCUUAGAGGUUUGAAAAGACAACAUGAUCCCAGCUCUUCACUUGUACCAGAGGUAGUGUCAAGUACAGGGGCAAGUGUGAAGGAGCCAGUACGAGAGGGUACUUGCCAUGAAGGUAGCAAAGAAGGAGAGCAGCAAUCUCCUCAGGCGCAACUAGGAUAUCACGGAGACAACUCAACCGCAGGCCUCCUUUGCAAUUCAGGCACCUUUCAAAAAACACAAAACCAACAAAUUGGUCUGAAACAAAGUACUGGAGAAGAUCACUCUAAGGAACCCCAAGUGAUUACUGAGGACUCUGCAUAUGAAACUGCUGCAGGGGAUGCAUCUGAUGUUGAUGACAAGACGAAGCAUUCAAAAGGAAAAAUUGAAGAAGCACGUAGUGGUGUUGUGGCAAGAAUUGAAGAUUAUUUGCAAAAUUCCAAAGUGGGCACUUCAGAAGAAUCAAGCCUGGAAGAGAUUGAUUCAAUCAGGAUUUCCCCUCAUGAUCAGAUUAACUUGUCCGAAGGAGAGUUAAACGAGAUUUAUCAAGAUGUCUUGGGAAUCACCUUGUUUGAGCCAGUGAUAACAAAACUGUGCCCCAAAGAAGGCCCCAUAACGGGUGGUACAGAGUUUGUUAUUUGCCUGAAUGUAAAGGGUAUUCCAGAAAAUGUCACAUCACUGAGAGCUCGAUUCGACGGGGUUGGAUUUGCAGAUUUAACACAAGUUGCUACAGGUGUCUACACUGGGAAUAGUCCAGCUUCUGUAACUCUUGGGAAGGUCGCCGUUACCGUGAGUUCUCUAGAUGAUACAUGGAACUCGCCCGAUGAAACGGAAUUUGAAUACCAUCCGAAUGUUACCCAAGAACUCCAAAAGCUGAUUAGUAAGAUGCCUGAUACAAAGAGAAACAUACCACUGGACGACCAAACAUUAAAUCCUUCCCGUUCAGCAGGAACAGUGUGCAGUUCGUCUUCCUUCUCGUUUUAUGCUGGCGAUAUAUCAUCGUUGGCAGAUGAGAACCAGGACAAAUCGUCACUGAAAGCUCUACGGUGGAUAGUAUUCGCGGCCGCUGCAACGAAUGACCGCAAAUGUGUUGAAACAAUCUUCAGGACGUCAGCUGGAGAAGCAGUUUUUCAAACAUACAGGAAUAGCUCUAUCUUGCCAGAAGACACUGCCAGAGCUAGGGGACAUCAAAACUUAGCAGAAUACCUUCAAAAUGUUCACAAAAGGUUGUCAAAUGAAAUCGAUUGUAAUGUUCAGACUGUAACUAUUGAUUGGGUAGAACUCAAGCGUGCAACUGCUGAGAAGAACAUUUGCUCAGGCGCUGAUGAAUUCCAGCCAGUGGGAGAUUUGGAACCCGUGAGUUUUCUGGAAAGUGAUGACGAUGAAAGUAGCUACUUCGCGGACGAUGAGACAUCAGAUUGCCAGUCACCGUCUACCAGCGAAUUUUCGAAUGAGGAUCAGUACGUUGAAUCAAAAUGUACUGAUGAUGCCGAAGUGUUGAAGCAUUUCAGAAGUGACGACGAUCAUGGUGAUCAGUUCGAUGAAUUAAAACUUUCUUCACAUAUCUCCGCUUUGGAUAAAGUCUUUGACUCCGCGAAUCAAGUUAUAACUGCAAAAGGGUCAAAAUGCAAGUCAAUGGCUACCUCGUGGGAGUAUACUGAGGAGCAGUUGAAUUACUACAGGAUCUGUUACAUUGUCACCGAUGUGCUAACUGAAGGCCUUCGAACAAUCUUCAAACAAGAAUGGGACAAUCGCUACAAGGCAACUCUGGGAGAAUGGAAAGAUGAACCGAAAAAUGGAAUGGACUUUGAGAGCCAUGAAUCCCCACGAAACAGAAGAAGAAACGCCCAUCUCUUGAAAACUAUGAUCGAUGGUGACAGAGCGGAAUGGGAUUGUACCAUGUUAUUUUAUGCCAUUCUUUAUUCCGAUUGCAUCUGCAGUCUCCAUCCAGCUGUUCAGUCAAAUGUGGAUGAUCUCAGAAAAUUUCGUAAUGAAGACUUUGCGCAUAGACCACGAGGCUUCCUAUCCAGCAGAGAUUUUCAAGAUGAUAUUUUAAAGGUGAAUACUGCAUUUCACGCACUCGGUCUCCCCACUCUACAAAUCCGUGCAAUCCAAACUCAGACAAGUUUCCCCACGAAAGAGUUAAGAAAUCGUGGAGCCGAGCACGUUGAUGUCGCAACGUCUUGCGAUAAUCUGGGUUUUGUAUGCCGUCAGCUGGGUGACCUAAAGCAGGCUAAAGAUUGUCACGAACGUGCUCUGGAUAUUCGCCGGAAACAGCUGAGUCCUGAGCAUCUUAAUUUCGCAACGUCUUACGAUAACCUGGGUCUUUUACAUCAGCAGCUGGUUGACCUAAAGCAGGCAAAAGAUUGUCACAAGCGUGCCUUGGAUAUUCGCUUGAAACAGCUAGGACCUCAGCAUGUUGAUGUCCUAACGUCUUACGAUAACCUGGGUCUCGUACAAAGUGAGCUGAGUGGCCUAAGGCAGGCAAAAGAUGGUCACGAGCGUGCCUUGGAUAUUCGCUUGAAACAGCUAGGACCUUAG